AUGGCUGUCAGACCAAACGUCCUCAGCGCGUUGCGGCGCUUCACCUCCUGUGAUGUCGGCGACGCCCUCGUCAAGCUCGGAGUCUCUCAGGGCGGCUAUUUAUCCGGCCUCAAAAUGUACUCCCCGGAUUUCAUGUCACCCACAGCAAAGUUCCUUGGCCCGGCAUACACAGUGAAAAUGGUGCAUGCCUCGGACAAGGUUUCGCCAACGCCCAAGGUUCAUUUCGCCGAUGCCAUCCCCAAAGACAGCGUUGUUUUUGUGUCACAACCGAAAGGCUUGAUCAGUGCUUGUUGGGGAGGACUCAUGAGCACUCGGGCUCAGAAACGUGGUGCCGCCGGAGUUAUCAUUGAUGGCAAAUUUCGCGAUAUCAAUGAACACCGGGAGCUGGGAAUGACCCUGUUUGCGCGCGGCAUUAGCAUUCUGGGAUCCAACUCUUUCACUCGUUCUUCUGAAUUGGAUGUACCAGUUACCUACGAGAAUUCAGAGAAUGGGGGGCAGGUUGUUAUUAAUCCUGGUGAUUAUAUCCUUGGAGAUGCGGACGGGGUGGUUGUCGUUCCGCCUGAGAAGGCAGAAGAGUGCGUGCGCCUCUGCCAGGAACGCUUUGAUAUUGAUGAGGAGACACGGCGUUGCCUGGAACAGGGUGAUGAAAUAGGGAGCACUAUCAAGAGGCUGAGGAAAUAA
Molecule: messenger RNA, 681 nt
Organism: Aspergillus tubingensis
Lineage: Eukaryota; Fungi; Ascomycota; Eurotiomycetes; Eurotiales; Aspergillaceae
Product: RraA family protein
Exons: 2
Coding region: 1-681 (226 amino acids)
Source: RefSeq, a predicted model, not a curated record